AUGGCUAAAUCAUUAAGAUCGAAAUCUAAAUUACAAGCGAAAUCAGUCAAAAGAAAGGGGGAAUUUGCCAAAUAUGUUGAUGAAAGAAGUAAAAGAAUAGCUGACCGCUUAGCCAAGGAGACGGCUAAACAAGAAGCCGAGAAGAAGAAGAACAAGCAAGAGGAUGGCCAAGAGACUAUGGACUUGGAUAAGGCAGCUGAAGAUGGUGAAGAAAAGACCCACAAUAAGAAGGUGAGUACGUCUGGAUGGAGAGAUUCCAAUUCGCAAAGGUACAAGCAAAGACAACUCAAGAAUAAAUCAAAAAAGAAGACAUUAAAGUUUUAG
Messenger RNA from Lodderomyces margitis, 324 nucleotides. RefSeq lists its product as uncharacterized. The transcript has a single exon. NCBI's taxonomy places the organism in Eukaryota, Fungi, Ascomycota, Pichiomycetes, Serinales, Debaryomycetaceae. Gene Ontology annotation, cellular component: preribosome, large subunit precursor. The coding region runs from base 1 to 324 and encodes 107 amino acids. The record is from RefSeq and is a predicted model, not a curated record.